Amaranthus tricolor (Joseph's coat) is the source of this 1535-nucleotide messenger RNA. RefSeq names its product trihelix transcription factor GT-3b-like. Lineage: Eukaryota; Viridiplantae; Streptophyta; Magnoliopsida; Caryophyllales; Amaranthaceae. The coding region runs from base 220 to 1110 and encodes 296 amino acids. The transcript is spliced from 3 exons. The record is from RefSeq and is a predicted model, not a curated record.
CCUCUCUUUCUCUUACUAUUACUCUUUCUUUCCAUUUCCCAUUCAUUCGCUCUUGUCAUCAACAUCUACAAAUAUGAUAUCUCCCCUCUUCCUUCAAACCUUUAACCUCCCUUCAUAAUUAAUUAAUUGAUUAAUUAUAAAUUCCUCAUAAUUAUAAUUAAUAAUAAACUAAUACUUUUAUUCUGGUUCGUUAGAUCAUUUAAUUGAUUGAUUAAUCAUAUGGAAGGGCACCAUAAUAUACACCAUCAACAUCAGCAUCAUAGUGGAUAUCAUGUUCAGCAGCAACAAGUACAACAUCAUCAAAUGCAUCAAAUACAGACGACGACUACGGUGGGAGGUGAUGCAGGGGAUAGAUUCCCUCAAUGGAGUAUUCAAGAAACAAAAGAGUUUCUUAUAAUAAGGGCUGAUUUAGACCGGAAUUUUAUGGAGACGAAAAGAAAUAAGCUUCUUUGGGAAGUUAUUUCUACUAAAUUGAAAGAUAAAGGCUUUCUUCGUAGCGCUGAGCAGUGUAAAUGCAAGUGGAAAAACCUCGUCACUCGCUACAAGGGUUGUGAGACAAUGGAACCAGAAGCAAUAAGAUCACAACAGUUUCCAUUCUACAAUGAAAUGCAAGCUAUUUUCACUGCAAGAAUGCAGAGGAUGUUAUGGGCUGAAGAAGAAGGUACAUCUUCAAAGAAGAACAAAGGUCAAGCAUUAUCAUCAGAAGAGGAAGAAGAAGAAGAAUCAGAUGGAGAAAAAACUACAAUUCAAAAGAAGAAAGCUAAGAAACCCAAAUUAGGUCAUCAAUCAAGCACAAGUAAUAUACAUACUAAUAAUAAUAUUAAUGCAAUUAAGGAAAUGUUGGAGGAUUUCAUGAAGCAACAAAUACAAAUGGAAAUGCAAUGGAAAGAAGCGUACGAGGCUAGGGAGGAACAAAGGAUGAGAAUGGAGAUGGAAUGGAGACAAAGAAUGGAGGCUUUAGAGAAUGAAAGAUUAGCCAUGGAAAGAGCGUGGAAAGAAAGAGAUGAUCAAAGGAAAAUGAGGGAAGAAGCUAGGGCUGAAAAAAGAGAUGCUCUUAUUACUUCUCUUUUGAAUCAAAUUAAACGGUAUCACGAUGAUUCCAAUGUUUGAUGAUUCGGGGAUUUAUGAUAGAGUAUAUAAGAUAAUAUAUAUUCUGAUCCGCUGAUUAUUAAUUUAAGUUUUUGGUUGAAUAUCGAAGCAUAAAUUUAACCAAAAGCUUGAAGUUUUAGUCUUCUUGGUUCCUUAAUUCAAGUGUUGUACCUUAGCUUAGCUAGAUCAUGCAAGGUUAGUUUGUCUUAGUACUAUCUCUUAAUUUCUAUAAUUUUUUUAUUUUUAUUUUAUGUUAGUUUUAAUUUAAUAAUUAGUUUUCUGUUCUUUUGAAUUUGUUAUACAAUAUAAAUUGAAAUAAGAGCGUUUUUGGUAUUUUAUUGUCUAUCUAGUUUAAAAGUAGGAAAAAAUAAUUAGAAUUGUCAAUUUUCAUACAAAAUAAUGUUAAAUAUUAAUAUAAAGCUAUAUUAAUGCUUGGAUUUGAGGUU